UACUAUGGAGUUUCGCUCGCCACGCGAGCGACCGCCAACCGUGCGCCACCGGCGCCACGCCAGCUUGAGCCGGGUGACGCUCGGCCCAGCCUCCCUCGACGAGCUUCGCGCCUUUGAAGAGCUACAUGUACGGGCUACUCGUAUGCUGGGCGAAUGGCUCCGCCAACGACCCAACACCACCGCUGGUCCACGCGUGGUUCCCUCACGGCCCGAGGAUGCCCCACGAGACCCCACGACACCAUCAGCCCCCGAAGUGCCCCUGGUGCCUCCCGCAGACGGCUCUCCAGCAGGCGAGGAGCCCCACGUUUCGGUCCCGCUGCCUUCCUCUGACGAUGAGGAUAUGGACUUGACCAGCUCCCGAAAACGCGCUCGCGAAACGGAGAGCGACGACGAUGAGGACGCCAUGCGUCGAAAGCAGCCGCUGAGCGCUCCAGCCAGCUCGGAGCAGCAAGCUGCAGCCAGCACCCACGUGGAGAAAGGCGACCAGGGCAGCGCCAUUUUGCUCACCACCUGCGCAACAGCUGCCAGCCCCUCCCGUCCGGCCGCCCAAGAGGGAGCCCCUGCGGAAAGCGCGAGCGCCAUCUCUCGGCACCCCGCCGAGUUAGACGCCGCCUCCUUCGAGCCCCCUCCGAGCGAGGGCGCGCCCGACUCCUCCCUCGGAGCGUCGUCUGCUCCGGAGGGCGGCGCGCGCCCGGCAGCGUCGUCUGCUAGUGAGCCAGCUGGGAACCAAAGCGCCACCGACGCUAUGGAGCUUACGGACGAAGCUCCCGCUGGUGCCUCACAGCAGAACCGCGAACACCCAGCGGCGCAAUUCCUCAAGGGCCCGCCACGCCAGCCUGCCUCGCGGCCGAAGCCCAAGGGGAAGAACCAGCAGCGCAAGCACAGGAAAGAACCUGCUGCUCUAUCACCUUCGCCAGCUGUUCCUGCGGCCACUCCCAACAUGCCUGUGGCGUCACUGCAGGGUGCGGCGCCACCUGCCCGCGAGCUGAACGCAGACGGCUUCACCCUGGUGCGGUCGAGGGGCGAUCGGCGACGUGCCCAGGCACUCGAGACUGCAGCGAUCCCGGUGGACCCUGCGGUCAUCGGUACGGUGCUUUUCCGUCCCUCGGCGCCCGGCGGAGCCUUCAAGGGAGCCCCGCGCCUCGAACUCGCGGCGACCCUCUCAUCGCGGGCUGGUGUUGCUGCGGUGCGCGUCAACCACAGGCGCAACAUCGUGGCCGCGGACACCACCACCCGGGAAUGCCAGGAGGAGCUGCUGGCGAUUACCGAGCUCCGUGGAAUCUCGGUGACUGCCAGACUGCCGGCCGUGCGCGGCCAGAGCACCGGGUACCUGCACGGGGUGGACGGGUUACCUGCGGAUGCUGACCUGCUGGGAGCCAUGGUAUCGAGCGUUCCUGUGCUGUCGGCGACGCGCGACGGGAGCACCGUGACCAUCCGGUUCGCGGGACCGGUUCCCCCAGAACGCCUGAGCCUUUUCAAGCUUGGCUUCAGGGUGAGGCCGGCCAGGCCCCGCCCGGUGCAGUGCCGCCAGUGCGGCCGCUUCGGGCACGUGCUGGAAUCCUGCAGCUGGCCGUCCGACUGCAUUUCCUGCGGCAGGAGCCAUGCGAAGGACGCCUCCUGCCAGACGGUUCGCUGCAGGAACUGCGGCGGCCCCCACAGGGCCGACACUCCCGCCUGCCCCAAAUGGCAAGAAGAACGCCAGGUGGCCACGAUUAUGGCUUCAUCCACCGCAGCACUAUCAAGGCGUGCCGUCAGGGCAGCGGUCCGGGAGGAGCAGCAGCCAUCAACCUCGGCGCGGUCGUAUGCGAGCGCGCUGAAGGGCCCCAGUCCCGCUCCCAAGCGUCCAGUACCAGCCCCUCGAGCCCCCCGCCGCCAGGAGACACAGAAUCCUGCCCCCCCUGGCCAGACUACAGUGGAUCAGCUGGUAGCAAACCUGCUGGUCACCAUGCAAGCAGUCGGCGCUAUGCUACCAGCUGACCACCCACUCCGGACCAUCUGCCUGCAGGCAGUGGCUCUACAACAGCCGCCGAACCAACAUGGCCAGAACCACUGCUGA
Messenger RNA from Dermacentor andersoni, 2056 nucleotides. Lineage: Eukaryota; Metazoa; Arthropoda; Arachnida; Ixodida; Ixodidae. The record is from RefSeq and is a predicted model, not a curated record.